AAUAAUUAUCACACACUCCGACAACGUACAAUUCCCUACACCCGUCAGCAAAUCCCUCAACCCUAAUUUUCAAUUUAUCUUCAGCAAUUGCUUCCUCAUUGAAGAACUCAAUAAACUAACGAUAUUUCAAAGGCCAAGGCUGGAAACCUCGACAGAGACCAUGAAUCAACAAGGUACUGGUGCAGAGCAAGCACGGCGCCCUACACCACCCUCAGUUAGGAGGUACAUCGCCAGCAUCGACCGCGUAGUCGGAGGCCGCCCCGCCAAGGACGCCUCGAAAGAAGUGUGGGAUGACUACAUUAAUAAGUUCAUGACCGAGAUGAAUCGCGAGCAAAACGAAGAAGCUGAAAAGUCUUGGACACAGCUUGCCAAGGGCGAACAGUUCAUCGAGAAGAUGGGCAAGCAACCAUUCCGACUACUUGGCAACAGCAGUGACGAAGAUGAAGGUGUUCCGUCCACCACGCCGGCCAAGAAGAGAAGCCAUACAGAGCGAAGCCGAACAACACCUAAGAAUGAUUCGAGAAAAGGUGCCCAUCAUGUCGAGCCAGCUGCCGAUAGCGAUGAGUAUGUACCUAGCGCCGAUGAUGAAGCUGCGGCAUCCCUUACGGCGAUUGCACAGACUCAAUUGUCCGCACAAUCACCAGAAAACCCGUCACCAACCCAGGCUGGCACGAAGCCUAAGCGACGCCGUACUGGACUGGAGAGCCUUGAAUCCUCUCUUGGGAAGAACUGGGAGGCAAUGGUAGAUGAAGAAGGCCACAGACCAGCUCGACGUACUAGAAAGAAGUGAGGAACUCCAACAGAGAUAUUAAGGGGGUGGAUAGGCAGGAAGUUCACAACCUUAGCAUCCAUUUGAACGGGCCUUUGCCAUCACCUCGUCGUCCAGGAGGAUGGAGAGGGGUCUCUAAUAAGCA
Molecule: messenger RNA, 914 nt
Organism: Annulohypoxylon maeteangense
Lineage: Eukaryota; Fungi; Ascomycota; Sordariomycetes; Xylariales; Hypoxylaceae
Exons: 1
Coding region: 161-790 (209 amino acids)
Source: RefSeq, a predicted model, not a curated record